This is a messenger RNA of Rotaria sp. Silwood2, 1392 nucleotides long. The record is from the annotation of a GenBank genome assembly. Lineage: Eukaryota; Metazoa; Rotifera; Eurotatoria; Philodinida; Philodinidae.
AUGGAAAAUUUCGAUAAUAAUCAAAAUAUUGAAGUAGUACAAAUAAAAAAGAGUUGGUCAAAAUAUCUCAUUGAUUAUCUAAAAGAUUUUAAUUUUUAUAAAUCAAAUUCAAAUGAUAUUGAAACGAUGUAUAAAGAACGAUUAUCAACUCGUUUAUUUAUCUCUUUAUUAUUUAUAAUUAUGAUUUGUAUAAUUAUUUAUUCGUCGAUUUUAUUACGUACAGUCAAUAUGACGAUUCGUAAUCCUUCUGAAAAGAAAUUUAAAGAUAUAUAUGAUAAAUAUCCUAAUACUUUAACAUGUCCAUGUUCUUAUACAAGUCCACAAUAUAGUGAAUUUGCUAAUUUUCAAGUUAUCAUUCAUGAAGUUUGCAAUAGUGUAUUUAUUUCACAACAAUGGAUUAAUGAAAUUUAUAAUGUUAAUGUUUCAUUUAUUCCAUCAAAUGAUAUUCGAACUGUAUUGAGUAGUUUUUGGCAAUUAGUUCGUUCAUUUUGUAGUAUAAUAAAUGUUUCUCUUGAUGAUGCAUUCAGUGAAUUUCAUUCAAAUAACUUAUUGAGUCUUUCUGCACAAUCUCAACAAUUAUUAGAAACAAAAAUAAAAGCAACUUUAGAUUUCGUAAUUAAUUCAGCAAUAAUAAAUCUUAAAAAAAAUCUAGCUAUUACAUGUGAAACAAUUUCGAUUAAUGAACCAAUAUCAAGCUUAGCUACUAAUUACUUCACAUAUAUAAGUAGUAUAAACGUAUAUACCACUCCACCAAUUGGUAUUGAUAUAAAUGCAACAUCUUUUGCAGAUGGCUGUUCUUGCGAGAACCUUAAUGGAUGUUUACGUUCGGCUAUUAUUUUUGAAUCUGAUGAAAUAUUCAACUUUGCAAAUGUAUCAGGCAUUAUGUUUGAUUGUUUACCAUUAGAUGGUGCACUUGCUUCAUCAUUUGAAUGUUUCUAUGAAUCUUGGUGUUUAUCAUUAAUUAUGAAUGUAUCAAAGACUAAUAUGAGACCAGAGCCACUUCAUAUUCAAAGUCGUUUUGAACAUAACACUAGUUUAAAGAAACUUUUAGAUGAACUUAUGAUUGAACAAAUAACAAUGACAGUUAAUUUUUCAUCUUAUUAUUCUAUUUGUAAUCCAAAAUAUUGCACUUAUUCAUAUAUUCAUAGAUUCGAUAUACUUUUCAUCAUUACAUUUACAGCAGGUGCAUUUGGUGGUAUAUUGACAGUAUUAAAAUUUAUAGCACCAUUUUUGAUCAAAUUAGCAUAUUGGAUAUAUUCAUUAAAAAACAGAGAUGGUCCACGUACUGAUUAUAAUAAAAAUCAAUCCACCAAUCUAAUUCUAAGUAAGUUCUUUCAUCUUUGCCGGAAACUCCUUGGUUUUACGUGUGAUUUAUGCUUAAAUGUUGGCUAA